AUGUUGUAUUCCUUUUUUCAGACGACUAAACAGCAACAGGCGAAUGAAAUUGACGGUAUGAAAGAAACAUUUGCUUUGCUGGACUCCUAUGGAGAUGGGUCUAUAGCUAUGGAGGAAAUGGGAUUAGUAUUGCGUUCACUUGGGCAUUGCCCUUCCGAGGCUCAAAUUAAGGAACUGCAGCAGGCAGCACAGGAAUCGGAUGAUAACGAAACCGGACGAAUUACGUUUCCCGAGUUUUUGUCUUUGUUUACAUCAUUCAAAAAAUUGAUACCAACCAAUGUAAAUCAUGCUGAAGAUAUGAAGGCAGCAUUCCAGAUGAUUGACCAAGAUGGCGACGAUAAGAUAUCAGAGGAGCAUUUUCGACGAAUCCUAUCGAACUGUGGAGAAAAGCUGGAAGUUGAUGAAGUAGACGACAUCCUACAAGAUGCACGUGUGGACGGAAAAGGGUUGAUAAAUUACGAAGAGUUUAUAAAAACCUUCCUGAGUCGGAAAGACAGUUGA
Ylistrum balloti is the source of this 501-nucleotide messenger RNA. RefSeq names its product calmodulin-A-like. The transcript has 4 exons. Gene Ontology annotation, molecular function: calcium ion binding. The record is from RefSeq and is a predicted model, not a curated record. Lineage: Eukaryota; Metazoa; Mollusca; Bivalvia; Pectinida; Pectinidae. Bases 1 to 501 code for a protein of 166 amino acids. Gene Ontology annotation, cellular component: myosin II complex.